Caretta caretta (loggerhead turtle) is the source of this 5049-nucleotide messenger RNA. RefSeq names its product adenosine receptor A1-like. The record is from RefSeq and is a predicted model, not a curated record. Gene Ontology annotation, cellular component: plasma membrane. Gene Ontology annotation, molecular function: G protein-coupled adenosine receptor activity. Lineage: Eukaryota; Metazoa; Chordata; Testudines; Cheloniidae. Gene Ontology annotation, biological process: G protein-coupled adenosine receptor signaling pathway.
ACGACAGGAACAUGGUCUAACACGGAGCUUGUAGGUGCAGAGAACAGGACCCCUCAGAUGGGUCCAUUUUGGGGGGCAGUGAGCCAGACAACCACGCCUGCCCUUCACUCCAUCUCCCCAGCCAGCCCCAAACUGAAACUCCCUCCAGCCCCUCCUCCUCUGGGCUUUGGUCCUUUCCGGGGACAGGAGGUCACCGGAUUCCUUUGUUCUCCAACCCUUCAGCUCUCACCUUGCAGGGGGGAAGGGCCCAGGCCAUCAGUGGCCAGGAAACAGGGUGUCGGCCAUUCUCUGUGUCCAGACCCCUGCACACACCUGCCCUCUAGGGCUCUGCAAUGAUCAUACACCCUUAUCCCACCACCUAGAUACUUAAGAACUGCCUCGGGGAAACUGAGGCACCCCCACACUAUUCAGAGGAAACAUUAAGAACAGUCCCACUUCGUCACAAGGGGGUUGGGGCGAAAUUGCCUGGAUUUGAACAGGCUCGGGGCCUUUAACCAAUCCCACCCCUGGGGGGCCCAAUCCUUUGGGGAAGGCUGGCAGGCCCCACAGGGCUGGGAGGUGGCUCUGAACUAUGGCUAGGACCUGGGCAUCACAAGUGAGACACGGGGGACUUGGAAGAACUCACACUGCAGAGCCCCGGUGGCGCUGGCCGGGAACAUGCUGACGAGCUCGUUAGCAGGCGGGCAGGUUCUUGGAUUGUUUUUAACGUGUUUUCUCUGUAACGCUUCUUCCCUAAGAAUAGUAAACCUUGCCAGGGAGCACUGGCUGCUAGCGCCCCACGCCUGGCGAUGACUCGGUUAUCGGUCUCCGAGGAGAAACCAAGCUGGCCCGGUUAGUCGACCUUUGCUGGGGAGUUUGCAGUGUGGCUGGGAGCUGGGCAGCUGAGAGAGACCCCAGGCCGGCUGGGCAGCCUAGAUCGGGAGCCCUGCUGGGCUGUCGAGCUGCAGCUGCCCCCGGGCCGCAGGUCUCCUGCUCAGGGCCAGCAGCCGCCGGCCAGACUCUGUUCCUGAGCUCUCUGCUCCCCCCAGACUUGGGGCCGUCUCUCACUGGCAAUCCCCAGGGUGGCCUAGCCCUCCUCCGUACACAAACGAGGGCGCGGCUGGCCUGGGACAGGAGAGACGAGGGGCCGACUACCAGGCGACAGGGGCUUUGGAGGCCUAGAUCCUCAGCGGGGCGAGCGCUUUACCUCUCCCGCAGCCCUGGGGGCUGCACAGACCCCGACCAGGGCCCCGCCUGGAGAACUCACCGCAGGGAGACUUAGCGAGGGUCGGGUCGUGGCUCUGCACAGCCGCUCGCCAGCCCCCCGGCUGCUGGCACGAAGGGCGGGCUGUGUGCAUCGGUCAGUGCCUCUGUGGCCCUUGGCACUUCCUGCUGGCACGGGCUGGGCACGGGUUUGCUCCGGCUGACUCGGCAAUGGGGAGGUGGAGGAAAGAAGCUGCUCGUUUUUCCUUCCUGUGAAUGAAUCCUUCCCUUCCUGAACGUAAGAACGGCCAGACUGGCUCAGGGCAAAGGUCCAUCCAGCCCUGUGUCCUGGCUGCCGACGGUGGCCAGUGCCCGGUGCCCCAGAGGGAAUGAACAGAACAGGGACUCGCCCAGUGAGCCAUCCCCUGUCGCCCAUUGCCAGCUGCUGGCAAACAGAGGCCAGGGCCACCAUCCCUGCCCAGCCUGGCUAAUAGCCAUCAAUGGACCUGUCCUCCAGGAACUUCUCUAGUUCUUUUUUUAACCCUGGAGCCUCCCCCGAGCUUUGGGACUCAUCUGGGGCUUGAAACCCCCGGCACAGCCAGGCAGAUGCUGGCACUGGCCUCUAGUGGGCAGGGAGAAGGUGGCACCUAAGUUCUGCCUCUUUGUACCUGCUGCGAUUCGGUGGCUCUUCCCUGCGGCCCCCCUGCCCGUUACAGACCCGAGACUGAUCAUUGGUGAGAGAGGAUUAACGAUUAAUCCUUCCCCCUCCUGCUCUCCGGCUCAGAGGGCCAUAAACGCUCCCCUUGUUAGAGCCCAUUUGUGUUGCUCGUUAGACAAACCGGCGGUGGCAGGCCUCGGCGGAGCUUGGCAGCUCGGCCCUUUCACCAACAGAAGUUGGUCCAAUAAGUGAUAUUAACGCCCCGGCCUUGUCACUCCAUAGAGGGAGGCAGGCGCAUUGCAGCCCCUCUCUAGCCGGGAGCUCGGUAUUGCAGCCACUGAGGCACCAAAUCCGGUCACCUCGUGGGGCUGGUUAAUUUGGGGAUCCACCCGUGGCCCCCUGCUCCCUGGCCGGUAGCUCCCCGCGGCAGGAGAACGCUGGGAGACCCGCCAGGCAAAUGUCCCCGCUUCUCGCGAGGGGCGACUGGGAUGUAUGGGGCAGGGAAGGGCGGGCGGGUGGAUCGUCGCUUUCCGGCUACAAUCACCUCCCUCUGCUGCUGCCUGCAGGGCUUUGGGGCUGCCUGAUCUGCCAGCCACACUAGCAGCCACUCCCCUGGGCUCUGCCGGCCCCGGCUGCAGCUCUCGGAGCACUGGGAGGCCACCAAGAGCCCCACUGUUCUCCAGCGUGGGCCAGCAGCCUGUUUCUCGAAAGGCCGCCCUGGCCCAGGUCCCCAGUGUGCCAGGGGCUGCACGUUAGGGUUGGUAUUUAUUAGGUGUAUUAUGGUAGCACCCAGGAGCCCCCAUCCUGGCCCAGGACCCCAGCAUGCCAGGGGCUGCAUGUUACGGUUGCUAUUUAUUAGGUGUAUUACGGUAACACCCAGGAGCCCCCGUCCUGGCCCAGGACCCCAGCGUGCCAGGGGCUGCACGUUAUGGUUGCUAUUUAUUAGGUGUAUUGUGGUAGCACCCAGGUCCCCAGUGCGCCAGGAGCUGCACAUUAUGCUUGCUAUUUAUUAGGUGUAUUACGGUAGCACCCAGGAGCCCCCGUCCUGGCCCAGGACCCCAGCGUGCCAGGGGCUGCACGUUAUGGUUGCUAUUUAUUAGGUGUAUUGUGGUAGCACCCAGGUCCCCAGUGCGCCAGGGGCUGCACGUUAGGGUUGCUAUUUAUUAGGUGUAUUACGGUAGCACCCAGGAGCCCCCGUCCUGGCCCAGGACCCCAGCGUGCCAGGGGCUGCAUGCACACAGAACCCAGAGCCAGGCCCUGCCCCAGGGAGCUCCCAGCCCUGCAUUCAUCAAGAGGGGCGAACCGCUGAAGUGCCAGAAUUCGAACUCAGGCGUUUAUCUGAACGUCUGAUUGGGGGACCCCUGCCCCUGCGAGCGGUGCCCCCCAGUGUCCCACCCCCACGUGAGCAGCCCCUCAGUGUGCCCGCGCCCUCGCCUGCUCCCCAAACCGGCAGGCAUCUCGCUGGUCCCCGCCGUUCUCCCGCCUCCAGCUGGCGCCUGUCACCCGCGUAGGAGCCGGAUCGAUCCACGCGGCGCCCACACUGUUUGCUCAGGGAUAGCUUGGCAAGGCAGCCGGCAGCCACCUAUCACUGGGCAGGGCCAGCUGGAGCAACUCCCAGCUCCCUGGGCUGGCUGGCGCCCCCCUGCCCCAAUGGAGCUGUACCUCGGCUUCGUCAUUUUGGAGGGGCUCCUGGCCCUGGCUGUGGUGGGCACCAACCUGCUGGUGUGUGCCACGAUCUGCCUGCACCGGGAGCUGCGGAGCGUCACCAACUGCCUGGUGGCCUGCCUGGCGCUGGCCGACCUGGGCGUGGGCGCCCUGGCCAUCCCCUUCUCCAUGGUGCUCAGCCUGGAGCUCACCCUCUGCUUCCACACCUGCCUCUUCCUGGCCUGCUUCCCGCUGGUCACCACCCAGUUCUCCAUCCUCCUGCUGCUGCUCAUCGCGCUCAACGCCCACCUGAAAAUCCGGCUGCCCAGCAGCUACGCCAUGCACGUGAGGAAGGGCCGGGUGCUGGGUGCCGUGGGCCUGUGCUGGCUGCUCUCGCUGCUGAUCGGCCUCUCCCCCAUGAUGGGCUGGAACAGCCUGGGGCACUACGUGGCGGGGAACCGGACCCUGGCCGCCGGCUUGGCCGCCGAGCGAGCUGCCGUGGUCCUCAUCGCCCGCGACCAGCCCUACGGCGGCUUCCUCUCCAAGGUGUACCCGGGGACGCGCGGGGCACCCCACUACAACCAGCUGCAUGACGACCACCUGGGGCACUGCUCCUUCACCUCCGUCUUCGCCCCCGAAUACCUGGUCUACUUCAUCUUCUUCGCCUGCACGCUGCUGCCCCUGGGCGCCCUGCUGGGCAUCUACGCUGACCUCUUCCGGCUGGUGCGCGGGCACUUCCUCGCCCAGCCACUGUGGGCGGCCAAGCGAGGGGAGCUGCCCAUGGCUCGCGCCCUCCUCCUCCUGUUCGGCAGCUUCUGCGUCUGCUGGAUCCCGCUGCACGUCAUCUACUGCGUCCGGCUCCUCUGCCCCGGCUGCUGGAGCUACGCGGCCCUGGACCGCCUGGCCGUGCUGCUGUCCCACCUCAACUCCCUGGCCAACCCGCUGGUCUACGCCAUGAGGAAGAAGGACUUCGGACGGGCGCUCAGGGCCGUCUGCCUCCGUUACGUCCUGCGCUGCCCCCGCGCCAAAGUUCAUCCCCAGGGCCUGAGCGGCCGAAGAUAAGAAGGACCCAGGCCCAUCCCUGCUCCCAAUUCCCCAGCCAGCGGGAGGGGCUGGCGGCCCGGAUCCCGGCUCAGCACCCCGCCCAGCUCCCCGUCCUAUUUGUAAAGAGAAGGGGUGACGCGCCCCCCAGCCCCAAUCUCCGGUGCCUGCCCCCUCAGCCAUUCCCCAGCCGGGGCUGGAUUUUCUUCUCCUGUCUUUGUGUCUCGGGGGUUAUUGUCUGCGAUAUAUGGGCCCCACCCUGGACAGCACUGAGCUGCGUGGCUUACGCUGAGCUCCGGCCAUGGGUUCAAGGUCUUUGGGUGACAUCCCUGGCUGGGCGAGUCGGAGACACCCAGCCCCGCCAGCCAGCGUGAGCAGGGAAAACGGGGGAGGGAGGGGUGAGCUCCCUCCGGCUCAUGGAGCAAUUAUUGAAGAAGCUACGGCAGGGAUCAAUCAGGCAGCUGUCAGGUGGAUAAUGGACCCUGCUGCUCGGCAAUAAAACCAUCCCGUGACUGGCAGCGUGA